AUGGUGUCUGUGGGGAAGGAUGCCACCUUGAGCUGCCAGAUCAUUGGAAACCCCAUCCCAGUUGUGAGCUGGGAAAAGGAUAAACUUCCAGUCCCGUCUGGAGGAAGGUUUAAAACCACAGAAGAUGGGGAUCUCUACAGGCUAACAAUCUAUGAUCUGAGCUUGGAGGACAGUGGCCAAUACAUCUGCCGGGCCAAGAACACCAUCGGGGAAGCUUUUGCAGCUGUCAGCAUCAAAGUUGGAGAGGAGACCACAGUAACAGAGUCAGCCCCAUACUUCAUCCAGAAACCCUCCUCCAUCAAAGUAACGUUGGGAGAAGACGCUAUGUUCAAGUGCAAAGUCCAGGGCAGCCCUCCCCUCUCGGUGAACUGGGAGAAGGAUGGGAGAUACCUGCGGAACCGGGCUGAUGCCGGCCGCUUCCAGAUCGAGUCCGCUGGGGAGUCAAACGCUCUCACUAUCCAGUGUGCCCGGCUGGGGGACAGUGGCACCUACACCUGCCGGGCAGAGAAUCCCAUCGGCUCUGCCAGCGCUUCGGCUGCGCCGGGGAGGCGGGAGGAGAUCAGGAAGAUGGACAUCUCCCAUGGGGCUCUCGAUUCAGUGUCUGCCCAGUCUUAUUCCAUGGCAGAAGGGUUGUCCGGCAUCAGCUACAGCCUCUCCCGGGAUUACGAGAGAGCGGCUGGACUUACCACCAAAGGGGCCCGCAACGCGACUUUUGGGGCAUUGACACGCACGUGUAGCGUGACAGAGGGGAAGCACGCCAAGCUGAGCUGCUAUGUGACGGGCGAGCCCAAGCCAGAGAUUGUGUGGAAGAAGGACAACGAGGUCAUUUUGGAAGGGCGGCGGCACGUCAUCUAUGAGGAUGAUCAGGAGAACUUUGUGCUGAAGAUCCUCUUCUGCAAGCAGAUAGACAAUGGGUUGUACACCUGCACGGCCUCCAACCUGGCAGGCCAGACGUACAGCUCUGUGCUCGUCACCGUCAAAGAACCUUCGAUACCUUUCAAGGAAAAACUGAAGGAUCUUGAAGUGAGGGAGAAGGAAUCUGCCACCUUCCAAUGUGAAGUGCCUGUUCCUAGUACAGAAACGGCUUGGUUCAAGGAGGAAACAAAACUCCGGCAGAGCAAGAAAUACAACAUCGAAGAAGAAGGCACAUAUCGCCGGCUCACUGUCCAGAACGUGACUGCAGACGAUGAUGCUGUCUAUAUCUGUGAGAUGAAAGAAGGCAGCAGGACCAUCGCAGAGUUGUCUGUCCAAGGGAACAUCAUUAAAAAACUUCCACGAAAGACUGCAGUCUUCAUAAACGAUACGGCCAUCUUCUGUGUUGAGCUGGACAAUGAAUGCCAGAACAUCCGAUGGCUGAAAAAUAAAGAAGAGGUGAAACCCAGUGAUCGAAUUUCCAUCACAUGUUCUGGCAAGCAACAUACCAUGACUGUCAGAGAGUGUAAGAUGGAAGAUGCUGGUGAGAUUGCCUUCCUGGCUGAUGAAAGCAGGACUUCUACCCAGUUCACUGUGACCACCCCCAAAAAACCUCCCACCCAACCCCCAGCUGACCCUGUGGUGAAAAAUAAAACAGAAACCUCAGUGACGCUAGCAUGGUCCCCUCCGAAGAUGGACCGCCCCAUUCCAGUCGAUGGCUACGUCGUGGAACGCAAGAAACUAACUGGCUUUACCUGGGUGAGGUGCCAUGAGUCUCAUGUCCCCGUCCCAGAGUUCACGGUGAACAACCUGUCGGAAGAGGCUGACUAUCAGUUCAGAGUGUCUGCGGUCAACGCCUACGGGCAGAGCCCCUACCUGGAGUUCCCAGGGAGCUUGCACCUUGAACCAGUCCUGGCUGUGAAAACCCCUCUGACAACUGCUGAAACUGUACCUGGAGGGGAUGCCCUGUUUACUGUUGACCUUACAACGACAUGUUCUGGCACUUGGUACCUUAAUGGUAAAAUCUUACAGGAAAGUGAGACCUACAUCAUUAAGAGAACCCAAACUACUCACACCCUAAUCAUAAAGAAUGUCACGAAGAAUGAUGAUGGAGCAGAAGUGAAAUUUGUUGCCAAUAAUGUUGACACCAGCACCAAGAUGAGAGUGAAAGGUGCUGCAGUGAGAUUUACCAACAAGAGCAGAGAUAUAGAAAAAGUCUCUGCUCGGCUGCGGGAGGAAGCCAAACUUCAGGCUGAGCUUUCCGACACAGAGGCCAUUGUGAAGUGGAUAAAGGAUGGGAAAGAGCUCAAGGCCAGUGAAAAAUAUGAACUUCAAACUGUGGGGAAGAGGCACAUCCUGAAAAUUUGCAACACUGCAGCAGAGGAUGCUGGAGUUUAUGAGUGCGUCUGCGAAGGGGAUAAAAUGCUCUAUCAGCUUUCAGUGAAAGCACUUGCAAACUUCAUAAACAAAGAGAAAAGUGGAGGAGUUAUCAGGGCCAUUGCUGGAAAACAGGCUGAAUUUUUUUCUGAGACCUCUGAGGCCAACAUCAUGGUUAAAUGGUACAAAGAUGGCAAAGAAAUCACAGCCAGCAAGAAAUUCACAAUGGAAGAUAAAGGAAAACUGCAUAAGCUUGUGAUUUCAGCGGUGACAAAAGAAGAUGAAGGAACAUACACAUGCAAAACUGGAGAUGACACUCUUAUUUUUGAUUUAAAAGUCUCAGAUGAAGCUGUUAAUUUUGUCAACAAGCCCAAAACAACUCCAGAAAUAUCAGUUAGUCCUUCUGAAAACCUUGAGCUGGUGUGUGAGGUGUCAGCUGCGAGUGGAGCCGUGAUAUGGAAGAAGGAUCAAACCGAGGUGAAGCAGGACCAGAGGACAACAGUCGUCUCCCAGGGGACACACCGCAAGCUCAUCAUCAAGAAGGUGACACAGCAAGACCAAGGGAGCUACACCUGUGAAACAAAGGAUGACAGAACAACAUUCCAAGUCAAAGUCAGAGAGAUAGAAGACGUGUUUACAAACAAGGACAAGGUACAAAAGGAGGUGAAGGCUGUACUGACACAAAACGCCACCCUGAGCUGCGAGGUGGCCCAGGAGAAGACCGACGUGAAAUGGUACAAGGAGGGGAAACUGAUCACCUCGAGCAAGAAGUUCAAGGUGGAGUCGGAGGGCAAAUCGCGUCGUCUGGUGGUGGGUCAGGUGGAGAAGAAAGAUGCUGGGGAGUACACCUGCGAGGCUGCUGGCCAGAAGCUGACCUUCAAGGUUGUCGUCACAGAAGCAGAGGAUGCAUUUGUCAACAAAGAGAAGGUGAAGAAAGAGGUGAAAGCUGCACUGUCAGAAAAUGCCACCCUGAGCUGCGAGGUGGCCCAGGAGAAGACCGACGUGAAAUGGUACAAGGAGGGGAAACUGAUCACCUCGAGCAAGAAGUUCAAGGUGGAGUCGGAGGGCAAAUCGCGUCGUCUGGUGGUGGGUCAGGUGGAGAAGAAAGAUGCUGGGGAGUACACCUGCGAGGCUGCUGGCCAGAAGCUGACCUUCAAGAUUGUCGUCACAGAGGCAGAAGAUGCAUUUGUCAACAAAGAGAAGGUGCAGAAGGAGGUGAAAGCUGCACUGUCAGAAAACGCCACCCUGAGCUGCGAGGUGGCCCAGGAAAAGACCGACGUGAAAUGGUACAAGGAGGGGAAACUGAUCACCUCGAGCAAGAAGUUCAAGGUGGAGUCGGAGGGCAAAUCGCGUCGUCUGGUGGUGGGUCAGGUGGAGAAGAAAGAUGCUGGGGAGUACACCUGCGAGGCUGCUGGCCAGAAGCUGACCUUCAAGGUUGACGUCACAGAUGAUGUGUUUGAACACAAAGACAAAGUGCGAAAGGAGGUGAAGGCAGUGCUGAAGGAGAACACCACCCUGAGCUGCGAGGUGGCCCAGGAGAAGACCGACGUGAAAUGGUACAAGGAGGGGAAACUGAUCACCUCGAGCAAGAAGUUCAAGGUGGAGUCGGAGGGUAAAUCGCGUCGUCUGGUGGUGGGUCAGGUGGAGAAGAAAGAUGCUGGGGAGUACACCUGCGAGGCUGCUGGCCAGAAGCUGACCUUCAAGAUUGACGUCACAGAGGCAGAGGAUGCUUUCAUCAACAAGGAGAAGGUGAAGAAAGAGGUGAAAGCUGCACUAUCAGAAAAUGCCACCCUGAGCUGCGAGGUGGCCCAGGAGAAGACCGACGUGAAAUGGUACAAGGAGGGGAAACUGAUCACCUCGAGCAAGAAGUUCAAGGUGGAGUCGGAGGGCAAAUCGCGUCGUCUGGUGGUGGGUCAGGUGGAGAAGAAAGAUGCUGGGGAGUACACCUGCGAGGCUGCUGGCCAGAAGCUGACCUUCAGGAUUGAUGUCACAGAGCCAGAAGUUGUGUUUACAAACAAGGAGAAGGUGCAGAAGGAGGUGAAAGCUGCACUAUCAGAAAAUGCCACCCUGAGCUGUGAGGUGGCCCAGGAGAAGACCGACGUGAAAUGGUACAAAGAGGGGAAACUGAUCACCUCGAGCAAGAAGUUCAAGGUAGAGUCGGAGGGCAAAUCGCGUCGUCUGGUGGUGGGUCAGGUGGAGAAGAAAGAUGCUGGGGAGUACACCUGCGAGGCUGCUGGCCAGAAGCUGACCUUCAAGAUUGAUGUCACAG
Molecule: messenger RNA, 4558 nt
Organism: Phaethon lepturus (White-tailed tropicbird)
Lineage: Eukaryota; Metazoa; Chordata; Aves; Phaethontiformes; Phaethontidae
Gene: OBSL1
Product: obscurin-like 1
Exons: 15
Molecular function (GO): protein binding
Source: RefSeq, a predicted model, not a curated record